Molecule: messenger RNA, 933 nt
Organism: Malassezia pachydermatis
Lineage: Eukaryota; Fungi; Basidiomycota; Malasseziomycetes; Malasseziales; Malasseziaceae
Product: sensitivity to red light reduced protein
Exons: 4
Coding region: 1-933 (310 amino acids)
Biological process (GO): microtubule-based process
Cellular component (GO): cytoplasm; nucleus
Source: RefSeq, a predicted model, not a curated record
AUGAUUGUCACCGGCGAGGGUCCUGUCGCGCCACUGCAUGUGGAGAAAAUCGGACAGGCAUACAAAACGUCGUUGCUGUGCGACGCUUCGUCUAUGCUGCUGCGAGCCAUGCCGUCCGUGCCGAUCGAGGAUUCAGCGCCGCUUUGGCAUGCGCUCCAGACGCAAAUAGAGGCAAAGAAAGCGGAGCUCCUCGCGCAGCCCUCAUGGACGCAACGCUGGCAGUCAUUGACUGACGCGAUCUGUGCACGUCCUUCACGACCUACGCAGAUCCUGUGCCUGGGCCUAGGAUCGCUCACGUCUAUGGCCGCACAGUAUCAGUGGGCCUGCUUGACUCUUUUGCGUACAGAGCUCGCGACGGCCUCCACGCCAUUGCCUGUGCACCUAUUUGAUCCUGUCAUGACCGAGGAAGAUCGCGCCUUUGCUGAGAGUCAAGGCAUGGCUAUGCUGACGGACAACAAGUGUGGCGCCUAUCCUCUUGACGAGCCGACGCUGGCAUUCAUGCCUCACUGUCCCAAGGAACUAUACGAAGCUCUUCUUCGUGCGAACUGGACGCACGCGCGUCUUUCGCACCUUGUGCUGAUCGGCAAUGCCUUGGACGCGUAUACCCUAUUCAGCAGCGCCAUGGCCUCGCUUCCAUGUGUGCACCGUAUUUUGCCCUAUUGUCAUACGUACGCCUUGUUGUCUGCUGAGACGCGCGCGCCAGGCGCUUUGGAUAUGAGCGUGCAAGUGUUCUUCGACACCUUAAACGUACCUACGGACACUGCGACACUCACCGACGGAUGGUCGUACCAACCGGCGCGCCGCAAAGCCAAGCCGCGAGCACGCAAAGGACGAACAGCUGCGCCGAGCACGACUGUGCUUACCAUCGAGGAGGAAGCGUUCUGGGCGCUCCCGCCGCCCAUGCCGCCUGGCCCCGAAGUCGUAACGACAUAA